AUGGAUUCUCAUCCUAGCUUUAGUUUAGGACUUAGUCAGUUAUAUUCUCAAAAACAAGAUAUUCCUGUUGGUUUUAUUCCUGGUACAUUUGAUUAUGAAGAAUCCAAUUUCGCAGAGAAUCGUUCAAAGCAUCGAAACGACCCGGCAACAAUAAAGAAAUUGAAGGAAGCGGGGAAGAUCCUAAGAUUUAUGAUGCUUGAAUUUGUCAUUAUCAUCGAUCUUAAAUGCACCAGUGAUAUUGAUGAGUAUAUGUAUACUUCAUUGGCAAAAUCUGCUUUGCUGUCGAAGUAUUUUCUUGACUCUGGAGGAUUUCAGAGUCAAAAAAUAGUUAUAUUAUUGGAUGGAAUGCCACACGUUCUAAAUGUUUGGAUGUUUGAGUGUUGCUAUGAGUAUUCUUACAAGAAUUUACAACCUACAAGCAAAGAAGUUCGUACUUUAGAUUUGUCUUUCUCCAAAGAUUUUGAGAUAUUCAAUCCAAUAUCUGCUGCUUCCACAUUUGUUGCUCCAACAUUGAAAUGGUUUGUCAAUGAUGAUCAACCGUGCAUUGUCACUGUCGCUGAAGACUUUGAUGAUUUUAGCACUAGACCUACGUGGGAAUUUCUAAGAAAAACUGGUUUAGCUUCACCUUUAUCACCUGAACAAGCAUCAAAGAGAAGAAAGAAAGAUAUGUUUCAGGAAGUUAAUCAAGGAAUGAUGGAUGGAGAGAAAUCUACGCGUGCUCCUUCAGUACGUCAUGUGUCUGGUAUGUUUUCUGAAAAUCAAGAGGAAUCAAUAGAUAAAAGAGAAAUUGGUAUGUCUAAAUUUGAUCAUCGCCAUCAAGGAAAAAUUGGUGUGUCUCCUGAGCAUGAACAACUCAAGUUUGUUCCUUCAGCUUCCACAACGCCGGAAGGAACUUCUAAGUCUACUUUAGAUAUGGAGUACAUAAAGACUUACGUCAACACAUAUGAGGAGAAAAUUAUUGAUCAACAACAAGAUCCAGAAGAAGGAUCGAAAAAAUAUGACAGUCCAUAUAAGGAGGAUUUGCCGCGUGAAGAUGAAGACAAGGGACCAGUCAUUAAAAUCAGAAAUGAUGAACCAUCAGUACUUCAACCUUUGGAAACAGAGUUCCAAGAAUGUGUAUACACGCAUACUAAAUGUCUAACAACAACUGACGUUCAAAGAGAACAGAAGGAUGAGAAUAUGGUUGAUAAAGAAGAAGGUCGAGUUGAAGGAUCGAAAAACACGUACAGUAUUGAUAUGGAAGAUUUAUCGGAUAAGCAUAUGACCGAUAAUAAAGAAGGUAGUGGUGAAGAAUUAAAAAUACAACACAGUCUUGACAUGGAAAAUUUGCUGGAUGAUUUCGGUGGCACAAUAACGGAGUUUGUUCAAGACAUUAUAGAUGCAUCAUUAUUUGGUUUGUCAACACCUUCAACUACAAAGACCUUGGAUGUUGGUAUACCAAAUAUAGUAACCGAAAGCCAGUGGACGAGUCACAAUAGUCAGGUUUCACUUGAUUUCCUGGAUGCUCAAGUUAGGGAGCAUGAAGCCACAAAAGCACCUGUAAAAAGGGACCGAAAGAAGUCGAGAAUUUUCAGGUCACCAUACACCACAAAAUUUGGUUCUAGCUCUAAGGAUGAGGGCAAUUACGAUACCAAAGAGAAGCAUAUGUAUGCUUUUGAUGGUUGUACCAUUUACCAAAAAUUUCCUAACCAAUUGAUCCUCGAUUACUCUCAGUGGCUUAAAGUAGGAUUACUUAAAUAUCAUGCUGGAAAAGACUGCGGGGUCUUUAUGGCUGCAUACACAGAAAUAUUAAGUGAAGGGAAGCAAGUGCAUUCAUGUGAUUUUGAUGAUGGAAGUCAACGUGCACAGUAUGCUUCAUUGCUAUGGCAUUACGGAGUGACAAAGGCAGAGAAAGGCUACACAAGUGAUAAUGAUGAUCCUCCUCGGCCAAGGAAUAGUUAUCUCCAAUGA
Molecule: messenger RNA, 1950 nt
Organism: Capsicum annuum
Lineage: Eukaryota; Viridiplantae; Streptophyta; Magnoliopsida; Solanales; Solanaceae
Exons: 10
Coding region: 1-1950 (649 amino acids)
Source: RefSeq, a predicted model, not a curated record